This is a messenger RNA of Dovyalis caffra, 4752 nucleotides long. NCBI's taxonomy places the organism in Eukaryota, Viridiplantae, Streptophyta, Magnoliopsida, Malpighiales, Salicaceae. The record is from the annotation of a GenBank genome assembly.
AUGUCUCGGCAAACGACAUCGUCUCAUUUUCAUAAAUCGAAGACUCUCGAUAACAAAUAUAUGCUUGGAGAUGAGAUUGGAAAAGGAGCAUAUGGUCGAGUGUACAAAGGCUUGGAUUUGGAGAAUGGAGAUUUUGUUGCGAUUAAACAAGUUUCGUUGGAGAAUAUCGCCCAGGAGGAUCUUAAUAUUAUCAUGAAUUUGAACCAUAAAAACAUUGUGAAGUAUCUUGGAUCAUUGAAGACGAAGACUCAUCUUCACAUAAUCCUUGAGUAUGUGGAGAAUGGCUCACUUGCAAACAUUAUCAGGCCAAAUAAAUUUGGGCCUUUUCCAGAGUCUUUGGUGGCUGUUUACAUUGCCCAGGUUCUGGAAGGAUUAGUUUAUUUGCACGAACAGGGGGUUAUCCAUCGAGAUAUCAAGGGUGCAAACAUAUUGACGACCAAAGAGGGCCUUGUGAAACUUGCUGAUUUUGGUGUUGCAACAAAAUUAACUGAAGCUGAUAUUAAUACACAUUCAGUUGUUGGAACGCCAUAUUGGAUGGCCCCAGAGGUUAUUGAAAUGUCAGGGGUUUGUGCUGCUUCUGAUAUCUGGAGUGUUGGCUGCACCGUGAUUGAGCUUCUUACAUGUGUACCACCUUACUAUGAUUUGCAGCCAAUGCCAGCUCUCUUUCGUAUUGUUCAGGAUGAUAAUCCUCCGAUACCUGAUAGCUUAUCUCCUGACAUUACAGACUUUCUGCGCCAGUGCUUCAAGAAGGAUGCUACACAGCGGCCCGAUGCAAAGGCACUACUUUCUCAUCCUUGGAUUCUGAAUUCUAGGCGUGCUUUGAACUCUUUCCGUCAUAGUGGAUCAAUAAGAAGCAUACAGGAAGAUGUUUCAGUAGAUGCAGAAAUUUUAAAUGGAGAUAAUCAGAGCACUGGUCGAAUCAGUUCUGUGGAUAAAACUGAAGCAUCUGUUGCUGAUUUUGAAGCUGUUUCUAGGAAAGAAUUAUUGACAGAGUCUGAUGAUUUCAGUAAGUCUGAUAAGGAUAAUUCUUCAAAUGGUGAUGUAAUGGAGGAAAGAAAUGAUAAAUUAGACGAUGACUACCAUUCAGAUCAAGUCCCAACCCUAGCCAUUCACGAAAUGUCAUCUCUCAGAACUAGUUCUGGCAGACUAUCUAUGAAUAGAGAAGCUGCUGCCUGUGCUCCGUUUCAGGGUGCAACAUCUAUGCAUGACAAGGUUCAGGUUCUGACUAAUGGUGACAUGGAAUCUUCUGAUGCAAGAGGGAAAAAUAUAGAUAGAAGGAAUGGAGGAAAAGCAAGUUCUGCUCAUGUCGAGAAUGGAUCAUUUGGUUUUGCAACAAGAAGUCAAGAUAAUGGGCUUCAAAAGGCUGUGAAGAUAUCACUGACCUUGGGAGGAAAUGAGCUUAGUAAAUUUAGUGACACUCCAAGAGAUGCUUCACUGGAUGAUUUAUUUCAUCCAAUUGAUAAAAACCAAGAGGAUCGGGCAGCUGAAGCCUCAACAUCUACCUCAACAUCACAUAUGAACCAAGGGAAUGCAGUUGUGGCUGAUGCAGGAAAGAAUGACCUGGCUACAAGGUUGAGAGCUACUAUUGCUCAAAAACAAAUGGAGAAUGAAAUGGGGCAGACAAAUGGUGGUGGUGAUUUGUUUCGCCUAAUGAUGGGUGUUUUGAAGGAUGGCGUGAUUGAUAUUGAUGGUUUGGCUUUUGAUGAAAAAUUGCCUCCAGAAAAUCUCUUUCCUCUACAGGCUGUUGAGUUUAGCAGGUUAGUUGGGUCUUUAAGACCUGAGGAAUCAGAAGAUGUGAUUGCGUCUGCAUGCCAGAAACUUAUUAGCAUCUUUCACCAGCGCCCUGAGCAGAAAAUUGUUUUUAUUACCCAGCAUGGUUUGCUUCCUCUAACGGAAUUACUCAAAGUUCCUAAAACUCGUAUUGUGAAAGAUAAUAUCGAUUUCCAGGAAAAUGCUUGCCUUGUUGGCCUGGUAAGUGAUGUGUACCUCCAAGAUUGUGUUCUCUUGUUGGAAAUCCCUGAGGUCAUGAAUUUUGCGGUACCUCAUUGCCCCCGUGAGGUUCGCAUGGAGGCAGCAUAUUUCUUUCAGCAGCUAUGCCAAUCAAGCUCAUUGACAUUGCAAAUGUUCAUUGCUUGCGGUGGAAUACCUAUCCUGGUGGGUUUUCUAGAGGCUGAUUACGCAAAGUACAGAAAGAUAGGCAGUUUGGUUGCACGGGACAUGGUUCACCUAGCUAUCGAUGGCAUGUGGCAAGUCCUUAAGCUUCAGAGAUCAACCCCAAGGAAUGAUUUCUGUCGAAUAGCUGCAAAAAAUCUAAUACUGUCCAGACUUACCAACACUCUUUAUAGCUUGAAUGAGGCAACUAGGCUAGCUUCAAUAUCCGUGGGAACUGGAAAUGAGGCAACUAGGCUAGCUUCAAUAUCCGUGGGAACUGGAUUUCCCCUAGAUGUUUUAGCUCAACGACCACGAUCUGGUCCCUUGGAUUCCAAUCAUCCUAUUUUCAUUCAGAGUGAGCCGCCACUUUCUGCAUCUGAUCAGCCUGAUGUCCUUAAAAUUAGGCAUGGAAUGAUCGAUCAGUCCUUGCCUUCUGUGACACAAGAACCAUCACGUGCUUCAACUUCACACUCCCAAAGGUUGGAUGCAAUUCAUCCUGAUGCAAGAUAUCUUGGGACAGACACUGAUGGACCUCAAUCUAGCAAUGAAGCAAUUGAAGCUACUGUUGCUUCCAAGUUGUCAGAUCCAGCAGCUUUAGGAAAAGCUGCAAAUAUGGCUACCAAAGAACCUUCAGGCACUGUUUCGAAAGAGCGAGAUAACUUGGACAGGUGGAAAAGUGAUCCAUCUUGCCCAGAAAUUGAACUUAGGCAGCAACGAGUAACUGGUUCCGUGCAAAGGGCAUCUACUGACAGGCCUCCAAAGUUGAUAGAAAGUGCAUCAAACGGUCUUACUUCUGCAGUAUCUGCUCAGCCAGAGAAAGUUCGUCCUCUUCUAAGCUUGUUGGAUAAGGAACCCCCUUCUAGGCAUUUCUCUGGUCAGUUGGAGUAUGCACGUCACCUCUCAGGGUUGGAGAGACAUGAAAGUAUACUGCCUUUAUUACAUGCAUCUGAGAAGAAAACAAAUGGCGAAUUAGAUUUUCUGAUGGCAGAGUUUGCAGAGGUAUCUGGGCGUGGAAGAGAAAAUGGAAAUCUAGACUCCAUGCCUAGAAUUUCACAUAAAACAGUGAGUAAGAAGGUUGGACCACUUGCACCCAAUGAAGGAGCUGCUUCCACUUCUGGUAUUGUAUCUCAAACAGCAUCUGGUGUACUGUCUGGUUCGGGUGUUCUAAAUGCUAGACCAGGGAGUGCAACAUCAUCUGGGUUACUUACCCAGAUGGUAUCAACAAUGAAUGCAGAGGUUGCAAAGGAAUACCUGGAGAAAGUUGCGGACCUUCUGUUUGAGUUUUCUCAAGCUGAUACAACUGUAAAAUCCUACAUGUGUAGCCAAAGCAUGCUUAGCCGCCUUUUUCAGAUGUUCAAUAGAGUUGAGCCUCCAAUUCUUUUGAAGCUACUUAAGUGUAUCAAUAACCUGUCAACUGACCCGAACUGCUUAGAGAAUCUUCAGCAUGCAGACGCAAUUAAGUACCUGAUUCCAAAUCUUGAACUCAAAGAUGGAACUCUUGUAGAUCAAAUUCAUAGCGAGAUUUGUUUGUACUUGUGUUUUACUGCUGCAUUUGUUGGCAUUUUAGAAGUACAUUGUUCUCCUUGUGAUGGUAUCCGCUCUUUCACUAGGAUACCGGUCCUCAAUGCACUUUUUAACCUCUGCAAGAUAAAUAAGAGGAGACAGGAACAAGCUGCUGAAAAUGGAAUCAUUCCGCACUUAAUGAAUUUUAUCAUGUUGGAUUCUCCUUUAAAACAGCAUGCAUUACCUCUACUAUGUGACAUGGCUCAUGCAUCACGUAAUUCAAGAGAACAAUUAAGGGCCCAUGGGGGAUUGGAUGUAUACUUGAGCCUGCUUGAUGAUAUGGUUUGGUCAAUGACAGCAUUGGAUUCUAUUGCUGUUUGUUUGGCUCAUGACAAUGACAACCGCAAAGUGGAACAAGCAUUGCUAAAAAAGGAUGCAGUUCAGAAAUUAGUGAAGUUCUUCCAAUGCUGCCCCGAACAACAAUUUGUGCAUAUAUUGGAUCCAUUCUUGAAAAUUAUCACGAAAUCAUCCCGGAUAAAUACAACUUUAGCUGUUAAUGGCUUGACACCUCUGCUCAUUGCAAGACUAGAUCAUCAGGAUGCCAUAGCUCGUCUUAAUCUGCUUAAACUAAUAAAGGCUGUGUAUGAGCACCACCCACGUCCGAAACAGUUGAUUGUGGAGAAUGAUUUGCCCCAAAAACUCCAGAACUUAAUCGAAGAACGAAGGGACGGGCUAAGCUCCGGAGGCCAGGUGUUAGUGAAACAAAUGGCUACUUCACUGCUUAAAGCACUUCAUAUAAACACUGUUCUUACUGGGCAUAUGGCGAAAGGUUUGAUAUGGGCAACAGCAGAGGAUUUGGCUAGGAAUAGAGGACGUGUUGUAACUCUUUAUCGUCAAAUAUUGCGAAGCCUUAACUCGCCGAGUUUGCCUCUUAAUUUAGCAGAAAGACUGGCUAAGAAAGCUGAAGUUCGUGCCAUCUUUAUGCUGGGAUCUGAGGAGACAUCAGUACAUAACAUUGAAGACCUUUUUGACACUGCUGAAUAUGCUCUCUCCAUCCUCAAAAAAGGCGAGAUCCCAAAUACCAGGAAUCCACUCUGA